Molecule: messenger RNA, 1047 nt
Organism: Rotaria sp. Silwood1
Lineage: Eukaryota; Metazoa; Rotifera; Eurotatoria; Philodinida; Philodinidae
Source: the annotation of a GenBank genome assembly
AUGGUGGGCGUCGCUGGUGAUACUGUUUCCCAAGUGGCCACUAAUAAAUUGUCUGUAGAAACUGUGACACAAAUAGCUAUAGAAGGGUUGGAUAUUGCUGGAGUUGAUAAAAAUAUCAUUAAUUUUGCUAAACAACUUCCAGAGUGGAUAAAAGAUGCUCAAACAUUGCUCAAUAGUGAUCUAGAACAAAUGCUGAGACAAGGCAUAUCAGUCAGUGUUGAUCGAUUCAUGGGCUUAUUUAAUGAAAAAUCAUUGUUUAACGGCAAAGAAAAAGAAAUGUUCGAUCUUUUACAUCAUCGCAUACCUGUUGUCCAACAUUCAACCACCGGCAAUAACCAAGACAUUCUUUUACAUGCACUUAAUAUUAUGAAUAAAAAUAUUAAUAAACUUCCACUCAUCGAUAUAUUUGGCAUAGUUCUACAAAAUGCUCUUGAACGUGUUAUUAAACUUGAACAAACCGAAAUUCGUGAUUGUUUUACAACAACGAUUAAACAACUCAACUCAACUGGAGGCUUCGACAAUCAAACGUAUAAACUCAUUACCAAUAUUCUACAGUCGUCGUCUGAUAAAUUUUCUAUUUUUGAAAAGACCAAACAUCAAUUGAAUGCUAAUGUUUGUCAAUUGCUUGGGCCAGUUAUUGAACGUGAGAACCAAUUUAAGAAUGAUAUUGAUCGUUUAACUAACAAUCAUCAAGCAAUCGAAGAUUAUCGUCAAGCUUUCAAUACUGUUAAUGCUACUUUUUGUACAGCUUCAACACAACGAUCUCGGCUGCAAACGAUCAUUGAGCAGCAAUCGAAUUCAGGUGGUAGAUUAUUGAAAAGAGCAAUGAACGACUUUAUAAGUGCAGUAAGCAAGCAAGAACAUGGAAUAACAAAUACGAAAGCAAUGAAGUUACUUAAAGAGUAUCUCGACCAAAAUGUCAUACGACCUCAUCUAGAAAAUGAAUGUGAACAACAAAUGGAUGAAAUGAAUACCAAACUUGCCGAUAAUUUUGCCGAAUCAUUCAUUUAUGUACAAAAACAACAAGGAAAAUUUCAACAGCAAUGA